Messenger RNA from Malus domestica (apple), 1572 nucleotides. RefSeq names its product probable disease resistance RPP8-like protein 2. Gene Ontology annotation, biological process: defense response to other organism. Gene Ontology annotation, molecular function: ADP binding. NCBI's taxonomy places the organism in Eukaryota, Viridiplantae, Streptophyta, Magnoliopsida, Rosales, Rosaceae. The record is from RefSeq and is a predicted model, not a curated record.
AUGGCCGAUGCUGUUGUUUUAAUGGUGCUUGAACGGCUCACAGACUCAAUCAUUCCGGAAUUGAAACUCUUGGGUGGAGUAGGUGAUCAGGUUGAGCUUGUACAAACCGAGCUACAAUUUAUGCAAGGUUAUCUGAAAGAUGCAGAUGCAAGUCAUGGACAUGAUGAUGAUGGAGUACGCACUUGGGUCGCAAGCGUUAGAGAUGCUGCUUAUGAUCUGGAGGAUGUCGCUGAAGCUUUUGUCUUAAAAGUUGCAACAAAGAAGUGGCCUACUGUGCAGAUAAAAAUGGCUUCAUCUACCAACCGCUACCCUGAAAUUUAUGCAAAGAAGAAAGAUCUAGGAAUGAAGAUGCUUCGACAUUGUGAAGGUUUGCCAUUCGCCAUCACUGUGCUUGUAGGACUUCUAUCUAGAAAAAACUCCGUUGAUGAGUGGGAUAUGGUACAUAUGAAUUUCUAUGCAUACAUAAGGAGAGCCACUGACCUUGGACCUGAAUACGAAGGUGAAGAAUCCGGUGGUGUAUUACGGUUAUUGGCUUUGAGUUAUGAUAACUUACCAUAUCAGUUGAAACUAUGCUUUCUCUAUUUAGCCCAUUUUCCGAAAGAUUAUGAAACACCGGUGAAUAGAUUGACUCAACUAUGGAUGGCUGAAGGUUUUGUAUCAUCAACAUCCAUGGAAAAAAUGGAAGAUGUAUCUUACGGGUGCUUAAGUGAGUUGGUAGACAGGGUUGCUGCUGAAAGUGCCAAACGUGUUGUGGAAGAUGGAGAAAUUGAGACAUGUGUAUUUACCCUCGAAUCCUCGAUAAUAAGAGGAGAAGAGAGACUGUCAUUUGCCACUCAUGCAAGUAAUUUGCGGACGGUGGUCAAUGUUUCAGUUUCGGCAUCUGAUCUGUAUGAUUUUGUUAACUUGACCAACCUUCGAAGAUUGGAGGUAAGGCUAUUUGACGACGAAACCAUCGAGAAGGGGAGCCUUACAUUUGACAAUCUGCAGUCUCUAUCAAUGGCAUCUUUUCAUGAUGGAGCGUGGAACGUAGUAUUAAGCUGUCCUCAUAUAUACAAGCUGCGAGUAAAGGGACGUAUCAGACAGUUACCAGAAGACCUCUUGUUCCUUCCAAACCUCACCGAGCUAACACUCUGUGGAAUUCAUCACGAUCGUCUCAAGGACGAUAACAUAGAAAUACUAGAGAAGCUGCCAAGCUUACGAAUGCUUUUCCUGGAUAAUAAUGCUGCCCUCGGCUAUUUUCCCGGACCACUUGUUUGCUCAGCAGGAGGCUUUCUUCGUCUUGAUUUCCUUUCUCUUCACAGCUUGAUAGAAUUAAAGGAGUGGAGGGUGGAGAAGGGAGCCAUGCCUAGUCUCUCCAGGUUGCACAUUGAGCGUUGCUCGCCCUCGUUUACAGUUCCAGACGGCCUUCGGUAUGUUACUACCCUCAAGGAAUUAACCAUCAAAGGGGUGACUCGUGGAUUCGGUAGCGGGCUUGAGGAAGGAGGAGAGGAAUUUUACAAAAUCCAGCAUGUGAACUCUGUUUUGAUUACGGAUUUUUUCACUUCCCCUUCACUUGAAUAUUGGAGGACUUAA